UAUAAAAGUGUCUGUCAAAUAUAAUUUGGCAAAAGAAAUUUUAUACAAAGCGAUAUUGCAACAACAGUCAAAACAAUGUAAAAAUGUUUUACAUUUUGAAAUUGCAGUGAUUGCAUCUUAUGCUAACGACGUGAAUAACAUUUGAAGCAAAUAAAAUGACCGAAUGUCGUAUCAAUCAGCAUUUGUGUCGACUUUGUGGUUGCAAAAAUGAAAACGGGCGGUCACUAAACGAUCCAAAUAAUAUUGAAUUGGUAUCGAAAAUUCAAGAAACCUUUUCAAUGUUGAUUGGUGGCAAUGAUCCGUUGCCAAAUAAAAUUUGCAUUCAGUGCGAACAAGAUGUGAAUGUAUUUUAUAUGAGAAUCAAGAGAUUCCGUACACUACAGAAUAAAUGGCGUGAUGAAGUCCAAACAUUUUCACCAAUGGAUCCAUAUCUGGACUAUGAAAAAUACUACAAUAAUGAAAUGGAAAAAAUACGUGAAAAAAUUAACAUGUACUUGAAUGAAAUGGAAAAUCAUAAUAAUGUGAAAGAUCCAUUGGAAGCUGAUGUUGAGUGUGCCACGCCAAAUGAACAAAACGAUGAUGUAAAUGUGACCGUCGAACAAUCAACCAACGAUACAAUGACAUUCGAACAGCGACUGUUGAAAAGGGAACGUGAACGAAAAUCAAGUCAACGACGAAAACGCGGCCUUACUGGCUACAUUCGAAGCAGAAAACUUAAGCGAAAACUUCAAAAACGCGCCAAAAAUACGGAAACCGUCUUAAAUCCGGCUAGCGUUCAUCCGAUCGAAAAUUGUGCCAUUCCAAGAGCGGAGAUUCCGUAUAAAAAGUACCGAAAUGAAAUGUUGGAAAUUAUGUCACAGAAUGAAAUACUUGAAAGUCGAACGCGAGUCAAUCGUCGUGCAUCGCAGCCGUUCAAUUACAAGUUGUUGUCGGCACAACCACAAAUGGCUCCAAAGAAAAAACCAUCGUUGCCCGAAUCGUUGACGGUGAAAAAAGAACCGAUAACCAAUCACGUUUUGGAAGUUGUGAAAUUGAAUAUAAAAUCACAAACUCCAAAAAUUGCGGAUGAUGCAUCGGUUAAUAUUCGGCCACGUCAACGACGCCGAAUCAAUUAUUCCGAAGAAUUGGUUGAUGAAGCAUUAAUGUACGAACAAAUUUUACUGGAUAAACAAAAUCAACAAGAGAAAUUCAAGAAGAGUAGCCCGAAAAAAGUGCAACAACAAACAAAUGAUUACACUAAAUCGAUACCAUCGCCAGGCAAUUUAGAUUCUCGCCUUCGGUUGCUUGAACAACGAAAUGAAAUUAGUAUUACGCCGCUAAAGUCACGCAUGCCAACAAAAGAUUCAGGUAGAAGCGAAUCCAGAAUACCGAUGUCAAUGAAAACGGAACCACUUUUCAAUAUAACGUCAUCGGUUUCGGUUCAUAUCAAACCACGAUUGAACGAACAAACAGCGGCAAACCUUCAAAUUUCAAAUAUAACCAGUUUAGUAAGUGGCCAGCGAGCAAUGCCAUCAAGCAAACGACGAAAGAUUUCCUGUCCAUAUUGUGCGAAAAUAUUUAACAAUGAUAAACAAUUGGCCACACAUCAAACGGCACAUUUAAAAAUCCAAUUGCAUCAGCUUGACAUGGUGAAAAUACUAAGUCCAAAAUUGCGUCGCGGACGCAUGUUGAAUCUCGAAGAUGAGCAAUACAUUCGUUGCGUUAACUGCUGGCAAUUGCAUACAACCAAUAAAGGUAUUCUUGAUCAUUGGAACAAUGGUGCUUGCAUGUUCUUCUGUACAAUUUGUGGUAAAUCAUUCCAUGACAAUAUCAAAGAUUUAAAGCCACAUUUCGAGAAUGAGCAUGGAAUCAAAUACCGAUCAAUGUUUCUUCCAACAAAUAUACGUCAAAUGGCUGCUAAGACGACGACGACAGACAUUGAUGAAAAAGUCGAAACGGCAAAGAAACCGGAACUAGCAAAAAAAUCAACCACACACACUGGAAAAAAACCGGUAAAGCUAACAAUAAAUCCAAAUGCACUCGGUGAAUUUCAAUGCAAAGAAUGCUCUAAAAGUUUUAAAAGUCAUAAAGCAUAUCGAGCCCAUCAUACACUGGUUCAUGGUGGAAAGCAUUAUCUAAUUAAUAAGAAGCGAAGCGGUACACAAAAGCAAAAAAUGAUUGGUGAAACUGUUAUCAAUCCGAUGGCUCUUAUCAAUGCACCAACAAAAUCCGGCAAACAUCAAAAGACACUUGGUAAAAAAUUGAAAAAACGAACAAAUGAAGCUGUAAUGAAAACAAUAAUUCGAAAAGCACCAAAGCGUCCACCGCCACCAAUAUCAUUGACCAAUCCACCGCCGUUGCAGCCGGCAAGAAAAGUGACCGAACCAAAGUCAAUCGAAACGCUCAUAAAAACAAGUACAUCUUCUUUGGAAGCCGCUGUAAAUCAUCAUAAUAAAGAAGUGAGUCAAGAUCAAACAGUGUCAAGUACAUUUUUGGCAUCAUCAUCUAUUUGUGCUGAAGAUGAUGUACAAAUUAAACCCGAACUCGAUCUCGAUCAGUCCAUUGAUGAGUAUUCAAACAGUUACAUUGAUACUUCAGUUCAAUCAUGUAAUGGUUGGGUGCAUUUGUCACCACAAUACGAUAAUGUUGAUGUGGGAUGGAAUCAAAAUAUGGUUGAUCCGUACUUGGACAUGUCACCGCGGUUAAAAGUUAAAGAUCUAACGGACUUACAAAAUCCACGUCAACAAUGCUAUCCAGUUGAUACUCAGGGCUAUCAUCAACAACAGCAACCACAGCAACCGCCACCACUUCAUCAAAUGCAACCGUUACAAUCAGCCCAACAUACAAAUUCUCUCUAUAAGGAUACACAGCCAUUGAUAAUGCCCAGUCCAAAUAUGACCGAUCUUCAGAUUCAAAAUGUUCAAAGUUACCAGCCCCAGCCACCACCACAAACAUACGUCGAGUAUUCGUGUGUGAAUAAUAUGAAUUCAAGCAUGAAUUUACCGGGCCAUGGAAUGUGCACAUCAAAUCUCUACGAAAUGCAUAUUUCACCAGCACCACAAGUGCAAAGUACACAACUUAUAAAUCCAGUAUUUUUACUACCAUCAAAUUCAUCGCAUGCCGUUCAAGAUUACCAUUAUUGAUGACUCCAUACAAAAUGAUUUCGAAUCGUUUGCGGACGAGUGAUAUUGAAGAAGAUUGAUAAAAGUAAAAAAGCAACCAAUCUACAAACUUCACAAUUGAUAUUAAUAACAGCAUGAUGAAUAAAAAAAAAAAACAAUUGAAUUUAUUGGAUGUUUUCAGAAAUCCUUUUUUUUCUUUUUUAUUUUGUUUUAUGUUUGAAACCGUUAACUUACAUUUUGUUAGAGCUCUAAAAAUGAAUAAAAUACAAUUUAUCUUCCA
Molecule: messenger RNA, 3381 nt
Organism: Contarinia nasturtii (swede midge)
Lineage: Eukaryota; Metazoa; Arthropoda; Insecta; Diptera; Cecidomyiidae
Exons: 5
Coding region: 156-3122 (988 amino acids)
Biological process (GO): regulation of transcription by RNA polymerase II
Cellular component (GO): nucleus
Molecular function (GO): zinc ion binding; DNA-binding transcription factor activity; RNA polymerase II cis-regulatory region sequence-specific DNA binding
Source: RefSeq, a predicted model, not a curated record